Messenger RNA from Zea mays, 778 nucleotides. RefSeq lists its product as uncharacterized. The transcript has 2 exons. Gene Ontology annotation, biological process: defense response; abscisic acid-activated signaling pathway. Gene Ontology annotation, molecular function: protein phosphatase inhibitor activity; signaling receptor activity; abscisic acid binding. The record is from RefSeq and is marked validated. The coding region runs from base 51 to 515 and encodes 154 amino acids. Lineage: Eukaryota; Viridiplantae; Streptophyta; Magnoliopsida; Poales; Poaceae.
CUAUAGACCACAGCCAGUCAGCCACAUCACUAGCUAUCUGUGCAGAGGCAAUGGCGUCCAAGGUUGAGCUGGUGGUGGAGGUCAAGUCCCCGGCUGACAAGCUGUGGGCGGCGCUGCGUGACUCGACGGAGCUGUUCCCCAAGAUCUUCCCCGAGCAGUACAAGAGCAUCGAGACCGUCGAGGGCGACGGCAAGUCGGCCGGCACCGUCCGCCUCCUCAAGUACACCGAGGCGGUGCCGAUGCUGACGUUCGCCAAGGAGAAGCUUGAGACGGCGGACGACGAGAACAAGGUGGUGUCGUACAGCGUGGUGGACGGCGAGCUGGCGGACUUCUACAAGAACUUCAAGAUCACGCUGAAGGUGACUCCGGCCAAGGCGGAGGGCGAGGGCGGCGCCGUCGUCAGCUGGGCCAUGGAGUUCGACAAGGCCAACGACCAGGUGCCUGACCCGGACGUCAUCAAGGAGACCGCCACCAAGACGUUCCACGACCUCGACGACUACCUCCUCAAGAACUAGAUGGAGCGAGAACUGGAGAUGGUCCAGUACAGUACAGUUCCAGUCCAUUCAUCGACGCGUCACAGUUUACUAGUGCACGUCGCUGGUGUGGUGUGGUGCCCGUGCUGGUUCCUUAAUUUGCUUACUAGCUAGCUACGUACCGCGGUCCGUGUCCUUGUCUCUGGCUGAUGUUUGCUGCCUGCGUCCGUCGUGCAUCCGACGACGUGUCGUUGCGUUGCGCACCGGUCCUCCGAGUCAAUAAAGCUCUCCGUGUUCAUUGCGCA